Messenger RNA from Anopheles bellator, 2062 nucleotides. RefSeq names its product neuronal synaptobrevin. The record is from RefSeq and is a predicted model, not a curated record. Gene Ontology annotation, molecular function: SNAP receptor activity; syntaxin binding. The transcript is spliced from 8 exons. Gene Ontology annotation, biological process: vesicle fusion; vesicle-mediated transport. Lineage: Eukaryota; Metazoa; Arthropoda; Insecta; Diptera; Culicidae. Gene Ontology annotation, cellular component: SNARE complex; plasma membrane. Bases 765 to 1151 code for a protein of 128 amino acids.
GGCAAGCCGACUGGUUGUGUCACGGUGCACAAGCUGCGUGGUGGUCCUCACAGUGCGCUCUGUGCUUUUUUUCUUCGCCACAUCUCUCCCCACGUACACACUUCCCCACGCAACCCACGAAAGGGGUGGCCAGCUACGGUGUACGCGCUCGUGUAUGUGUCCGCAUAAGUCUCCUCGUACAGUGGCAGAGUGAUCGUGGGCAGCGUGAUCAACCGAUAGCCGCACUGAGCACCAUAUGCCAACCGUCGGUGGAGUACAGUGUUUAAUUUCUACCCACCCAUCGGUGUUGCGUUGUCCGGAAGGACCCGAUAAGCGUUCGGUUACCGAGUGAACAGGUUAUUUUCCAGGCCAAAGUGGAUACGUGCCAGUGAAUCGAGUUUUGAAAGGUUGAGCCUUUUGAUAAGAGUGGUUUCGAAGAGAGGCAAGUGUAGCCCGAAGCCCAAAGUUGCACAGGAUCAACGGGACGUUUGCAGUCGAUUUCUCGUGGGAAAGAAGUGGAGGAAUCCCAUCAACCAACGCAAACGCCAACGCAAACGCCGACACGCCGAGCGAAGAAUUUGUCGCAACCCCGAGUGGAGCUCAGUGUGCGGAUGUGUGUGUGCUAGUGUGUGUUCCCAACACCAAAACUCCCCGCCAGUGAAAGCUUGGAAGGGAAAACUGCUUCAGCAAGCCCAGUAACACCAGCCAACAGCUGAACGAGAGCCACGUUCCGUUGUCGUCAUCGUCGUCGUCGCGUCUUGAAGAACUAGCAAGUAAACGAAAAUAUGAGCGGAGAACAGCAGGCCACAGAGUCGGCCCCAGAUGGUCUUGCGCCGGGAGCGGCAGCGGGAGGCGAAGCGGGAGCAGAUGGGAUCGUCGGUGGACCCAGAACUCCGCAGCAGAUUGCGGCACAGAAGCGGCUCCAGCAGACGCAGGCACAGGUCGAUGAGGUUGUGGAUAUCAUGAAGACGAACGUCGAGAAGGUGCUGGAAAGAGAUCAGAAGCUGUCGGAGCUGGACGACCGAGCCGAUGCGCUGCAGCAAGGGGCGUCACAGUUCGAACAGCAGGCCGGCAAGUUGAAGAGGAAAUUCUGGCUACAGAACCUAAAAAUGAUGAUAAUAAUGGGCGUCAUUGGCCUCGUUAUACUCGCAAUUAUCGUAGCAAGAAAUUAAGCCCGCGACCAGCAUUCCAGAAAGAGCCGAGAGCAGGAUCCCCGCAUAGCGCGCAUUAUCCCAUAACAAGCAUAAUCCCAACCAGAUACAAUCUAAAACUAAAGCAGAGAAGUGAAACGACACCAGCGAGAGAGAGAGAGCCGCCGUCGCCCAUCGUCAUCGUUAUGAUCGCCCCAUAAAGCCAUCACAUCCUGCGCUCGCUCGCAUCACCCACGGGGUUUGGAAAGGUCCUUCGAAUUCCGUUUCUUCAGCUCCUUACCAUUGUCGGGAACCAGCUUUUACGAGGCCGUGGCCGUGGGAAGAUUAUUAUUCGUUACCGUUUUUCCCUCGCCACGUUCAAGAUGGUUCUCGUGGAGUUCGUAGCAGAGGGUGAUCCUCGUUUCAGUACCCGUAAUCCGUAACUCAUAUCCGACGAUAAGCGGGUGAACCAUAAGACAACACAGCUAACCCCUAACGCUAAAGUGUUGCAAUCCGAGUGCGUUGUGCGACUUGAUACGUAUGAGCAGAGCCAGAAGCAAACACAUUAGUCACAUCGCAUGGCGCGCAUCAAAAUUGAAGAUCCACCAUCGAAACCGAACCGGAGCAAGGAAACCGGAGCGAGAUGGUGGCCAUGUUUAGGCAAAAACAAACUCAAAAAUCAAAGAAAACCAAUUCACACGCUCAACGACCACAACGUUCUUCGGAGUGCGCGACCAACCACGUGUCUAGCUUCGCGCCCGUAACGAGAUUCUUUUGGAAGUGGCUUUCGGAAGAGGGUGAACGGCGACCGAAACCCUUUGAACUUGAGGCCGUCACGAUACGACACGCCGCCGAACGUUUGUUUCUUCAUUUCUUGAACGUUCAACUACUUUUAUCAAUUUUUAUGCAAAAGACACAGCAUAUAGUCACAGUCCACGAAACAUGAAACCCAC